GUGUAUGUGUGCCUAACAGAGAGAGAGAACACAGCCACAGCCACAGCCACAGCCACAGCCACAGCAUGCAUGUCGAUGCAUCUUUUUGUUCUUUUUCCUUCUCUUUUCCCCAUCGCCAUGGGCCAUGGCCUUUCUUGGAAGGCUGGCUGGCUUGGACCGUGAGGCCUCCUGGUGGCCUUAAUGAAUUAAUGAGAUUCCACCAACCUUCUCCUCACUGCCCACCCAUUCCCCAUUACAUCCACUGGUUAAAGAGGAACAGUUGCCACAAAAGCAGGAGUACAUGGAAGAGGGAAAACGAAAAUAAAGGCAGAGAGUGUCCCCACUGCUAUUACAGGUUGCAGCAAAUUAAUUUAAGGCCAUCAAAAACAUCGAUCGACCACACGCAUACACACAGGGUCCUCAAACUUCUUUACUUCAUGCCAUGUAUUUCCUUACUUCUUUCCUCAUGCCAUAUCAAAUCCACAAGUAUUUAGGGUCAUGCCCAUUCAAAUCAAUGCAUCCUCACCUUAUUAGAAUAAAUCCAUGGUGCUGGUUGCUUCAACCAUGAAGUGAUAACCGACACACACUAUGGGGAUGUUUAAUGCCUCCUCGCAGACUUCUUUUCCGCGGAUUUCAAACGCGGAUAAAGUUUCCUCGGAGCCGGACCGGAUUCGAGGAAAUUUUGUGUGGGAAAAAGUCGUCGUGCUUCAGCUUCCCUCCGUGGCGAAGGCGACCGUUUGCAGGACACCGUCACAAACUUAUCCUUUUCCAUCGUCGCAAGAGAGGGGUGAAGAUUUCCCGCCGGCCGCCGUCGCCUUGUCUCCGGCAUCCACUGUCCCCUCAGCCUCACUUUUUCCGGCGUCACCACAGGAGAAGUGGGGACGAAGGAAACAUGGCUUCGUCAUCAUUCAGAAUUGGCGUCCGCGUGUUAUUGUUACUCCUGCUGCUGCUCCUCCUCUUUUACGUGGGCCGACCCCUCUACUGGAAGCUUUCCGCUACUUUCCACGAGAUCCGCCAGAAAUCCGUCAAGGAUGGGUUGUCGCACAUUGUGACGGAAGCUCAAAAGUCGAUCGGUUGGUACCACGACGAGUCUGAUGUGGGAGGAGUCGCCAAGUCUGGUAGGGCUAACGCCGCAACCACCAGUCGCAGAAGGCGCCUCCUCUACGCGCCCUCCUUCUAAUGGAGAAACUCUUUGGCUGGUAUUUCUUUAGAUUUGGCGGAAUGCGUCCAUUGCGGCUCGUCUUCUCUUGUUUCUUCUUCAUUGCCAUGCGCUUUUGUUCAGAAAAAAUGAGUUUCGGUAUUUCUCUCCUCUUUACACCGACCUGAAUCAGGAACACCGAAACAGGAGCAACGUCAACUACAUGAAAUUGCCUGAAGCUAUUUGGUGAAACUCCUCAUUGUACUAUCCUCUGCUAUUUGUCUUCUUUCUCUACCUUUUUCUUCCACUAUAAUACUCAGAUUGUUUGCUAUUUUCACAAACUAUUGUUUAACAUCUCGCAUUGCUGUACUGAAAUGCUGCUGCUACAUUUCAUUGAUGCACUCUUGUUUUGCUUUU
Molecule: messenger RNA, 1534 nt
Organism: Nymphaea colorata (pocket water lily)
Lineage: Eukaryota; Viridiplantae; Streptophyta; Magnoliopsida; Nymphaeales; Nymphaeaceae
Exons: 3
Coding region: 581-1159 (192 amino acids)
Source: RefSeq, a predicted model, not a curated record